Molecule: messenger RNA, 2660 nt
Organism: Argiope bruennichi
Lineage: Eukaryota; Metazoa; Arthropoda; Arachnida; Araneae; Araneidae
Product: far upstream element-binding protein 1-like
Exons: 18
Coding region: 54-2192 (712 amino acids)
Biological process (GO): regulation of DNA-templated transcription
Cellular component (GO): cytoplasm; nucleus
Molecular function (GO): mRNA binding
Source: RefSeq, a predicted model, not a curated record
GUACUUCAACUUUGGAAACGUGAAUCUGAUCGUGCCAUUUUGCAGUUUGCACUAUGUCGGAUUCCAGUGUUAAGUCUUCAGCUCAAAAAACAAAUAGUUCAGGAGGAAACGAAACAAAUUCAGCUUUUGCGGAUGCGGUACAGAGAGCUCGCCAGCUUGCCGCGAAAAUCCAGUCUACCGGAAGUGAAAGUAAUAGUGUAUCUAGUGGGGUUAAAAGGCCUUUAGAAGACAGUAUGAAUGGUGUAGCAGAAGGCACACCCGAAAAUAAGAAAAUGGCUUCAGGUGAUCAAUAUGGUCAAAUUCAAGGAAUGCAGCAGAGGAAUGGAGCUGGUGGAAAUUUUGUAGUAGAAGAGUAUUCUGUACCAGAUAAAAUGGUUGGUUUAAUAAUUGGACGUGGUGGGGAACAGAUCAUAAGGCUGCAAACAGAAACAGGAUGUAAGAUUCAAUUGGCUUCUGAUAGUAAUGGAGCUCCUAAUAGGCCUUGUACACUAACUGGAAGUCGGGAAUCAGUAGAGGCUGUAAAAUCUAUGAUUGAACAAAUCAUAAGUAAAGCAAAUAGUCCAUUUCCACCUGAACCUGGACAUGUACCAGAUGGCCAAUUUGUUACAGAAAUGAUGAUUCCUGGUCCUAAAGUGGGUUUAUUAAUAGGAAAAGGAGGAGAAAAUAUAAGGAAUUUACAGGAGAAAGGUGGAGUGAAAAUGGUACUCAUUCAAGAUGGACCUCAACAAACAAUUCAUGAUAAACCUUUAAGGAUAUCAGGUGAUCCACAAAAAGUCGAAUUUGCUAAGCAGAUGGUAAUAGAUCUACUUGCUCAAAAAGAUAUGGAGCGAAGUUAUGCAAAUGGUGGCACCUCUACAGAUGAAAUUAUGGUUCCUCGGCAAGCAGUUGGAGUUGUUAUAGGCAAAGGUGGUGACAUGAUAAAACGGAUACAGCAGGACUCUGGAGCACGUGUACAAUUUAUUCAAGGGAAAGAAGACUUACCUGGUGAUAAACUUUGCCAGAUAACAGGAACUAUGGAUCAAGUACAAAAGGCCUCCGCAAUGAUUAGAGAUCUCAUUCAAAGUGUUUUGGUUCGUGAUCAACAGAUGGGAGGUGGCGGUAACAACAUGGGGAUGCCAGGUGGUCGUGGCCGUGGCAGAGGACGAGGAAACAUGCCUGGUCCUGGUGGCAUGCGACCAGAUUUUGGCCCAGGUGGACCCAGGAUGGGACGUCCAGGUGGUGGUGAUGGCGGCGGAACCGAGAUCCAGUUUUCUGUACCUGCUAACAAAUGUGGCCUGGUGAUUGGAAAAGGUGGAGAAACUGUGCGGAAUAUCAACCAGCAAUCAGGGGCACAUGUAGAGAUAGCAAGAGGAGCACCACCAAAUCCCCAUGAGAAAAUAUUUACUAUUAGAGGCAAUCCACAACAGAUAGAGCAUGCAAAACAACUCAUCAUGGAAAGAGUUGGUGGAAUGCCUAUGGGACAAGGAGGUCCACCAGGAGGACCUAAUCCAGGGCAAGGAGGACCUCAAGGUCAAUAUCCAGGGCCUCAAUAUCAACAACAGUAUCAGCAACCUGGUCCUGGUCAGCCUUAUGCUACUCCUGGAUGGCCUGGAGGAGCUUAUCAACCAUGGCCUAAUCAGCCUGCUACAGCAGGUGUAGCUGUUGCUUCUAAUGAUCCAACCAAAGCAGCUGCUGAUGCUAAUGCUGCUGCAUGGGCUGCCUAUUAUGCUUAUUAUAAUCAACCUGGUCAGCCUCAACCUCAGCCUGGUCAGAUACCCCAACCUCAACCGGCUGCUCAGCCUCAAGCUGCACAACAACCAACUGCUGCUGCAGGUCAAGCAGAUUACAGUGCUGCAUGGGUGGAGUAUUAUCGUUCUCUAGGAAUGUUUAGGGAAGCAGAAAUGAUUGAACAGCAGGCACGUGGUGGUGCAGCACCUGGUGCAACACCGUCUGCUCAAACAACACCAGCUACUGGUGCACCUAUGGCCCAAGCAGCUGUACAGCCUACUGGCCAACCAGCCGCACCAGCUGGCACCUCUGCAGCACAGCCUGCAACCGUUGCGGCGGCAGGCUAUCCUGGAGCCUACCCAGCACCUGGACAGCAACCUCAGCCAGCUCAAGUACCUUAUGGGCAACCUGCUCCUUAUCCAGGAUAUAGUUAUGCUGCUGCAUAUGGAGCACAGCAACCUUACCAGGCUGCUGCUCCACAAUAAAGAAAAAUUCAUGUUAGGUUGUUUUUAAAAAAUGAGUUCUGUUGUUUGAGCAUCAUUUGCGGAUUAGUGAAGUCAUCUCUGAAAAUCAUCUGAAUUCCAUUGUAGAGUGUACAAGAUGUACAGUUCCAAGACCUGUAAUUUACUUUGUGAAUAAUCUGCAUUAUUUUCAUUGUCCUAAUUUUCAUUAGUAUUUUUUAUAUGGCUAUUUAUAUCUUCCUCCACCCUUCCCGACGCAUUCAUGACAGUCAAUCAUGGGUCUUGUGCAAGAAAAUUUAAAAUCAUGGAAAAAAAAAAACUAUUAAUUUGUACCAUUUUUCUAUGUGGGAUCAAAAGUAAAACAACUUUACUAUACCGAAAUUUCAUCAUUUAUUGUUCAAGUUAAAAGCUAUUCUUAGCCAGAUGUAAGAUAAUUUUAUUGUGAUUUUUAGAAAAUGCUAAUCAUCAUUAAGAAUAAACUUCAUUUAUAAA